UAAAAAUACGAGAUCCUUUAUGUUUUGAUCCCACCCAAUCUCAAAGUAAUAUCAACUAAUAUGAGAACUGUCCUAAUCCAUAAAAUUCCCCUUUCUUUCCUUAUGCUGCUUUUUCCUGUGUUCUCAAUCCCGUUUUGGCUUGUUUGCACACCACAUCGGCGUCCCUCCUCCUAGACCUUCUCCACUUUGAUAUGCAGUCACUCCAUACCGCGCUUUGUUGUGGUUACAUUGAGAAGGUGUAUAGAGUUCUAAUGUCCCCACCGACUAGGGUGUUCACAACACCACCGCUUUCUCUCUGACUGCCUUUUUGCCAACGUUGCUCGUGGACUCCCAUAGGCUUCUUUCACUUGGUGACUGGUUUUUUUACGUUGUGGCUGCGAUCCGCGAGUCGCUCGUUGCUGGAUGAUGCAAUCGGCGAUCUGAUUGUGGGCGUGGGAUCGUGCUGGUCGAGAUGCAUUGUAGUAGGGACAGUGGCAAUAGACCUCUCAGAGUUUCUUUUGGUUUGUUUCUGGUUUCGGCCUGAACUCUUGUUUGGGCUCUUUUUUGGUCUCGGCCCAUUACUUAUCAAUUAAUCCACAAAACAAACUCCCUACGCCCUUAACUAACUUUUCGACUCCCACCUUCCUCAACAAAUCCCACACCUCCACGUGUCCCAACUUAACCCGCCAAAAACACCCUUACAAAUUCUCCUCCGCCCUCCACACCCAAACCCUCGCCAACGCCGUCGAAAUCCUCUCGGAUUCGGGCUACACCCCCUCGACCUCGCCUUCGCACCCUCCUCCAUUCCCGCUCUCCUUCCGUCACCAUCUUCGCCCCCAACGAAGCCGCGUUUUCUCACUCCGGCCAGCCGCCGAUGAACCUCCUCCCCCUCCAUUUCUCUCGCCGAUCCCUAAAGUCCCUCCCUUUCGGCGCCAAUAUCGCAGCUUUACUCUUCGACCGCACUCUCACCGUCACCACUAUGCCGUCAGACUAUCACUUCUCGCUCAACAACGUUAGCGUCACUGCUUCCCCAAUUUUCGACGAUGGGUCGCUGAUCAUUUUUGGAAUCAACAGGUUCUUGGAUCCGUACUUUCAGAUUUCGGGUCCGAUUCGAAGCUACACCCCCAAGAACCUCCGUUGCUUGGCCCCCAAGGAGAACCCAGAUCAGAGGAUGGAGCUCAGAGACGGUAAAGUCCCCUUCAACGACGCUUCCGCCGCGCUGAAAUCCAAAGGGUGCUCUGUCAUGGCGUCGUUUCUUGAGCUGCAAUUUCAUGGUUCUUUCUUCAAGUUCCAGACGAUGCUGACUGCGCUUUCUCCGUUUGACCAAGUUCUUAAGAACCGGGUCGGAAACUUGAGCGAGUACUCCUCCAUCUUCCAUCGCCACGUGGUACCCUGCAGGCUUUUGUGGACCGAUUUGGUGAGCUUGAAUGAUGGGACGGUUCUGAGGACGAAUCUCGUGGGGUUUUCGAUCAAUAUCACCCUGUCCAAUGACGUCUUGAUGCUCAAUGGCGUGUCGGUUACCUUGCUGGAAGUUUAUCACAAUGGGUGACUUGUGGUGCAAGUUCUUGAUGUGCCAGAGAGAACAGAGGAAACAAAGAAACCGGAACAAGUGGCUGUGGCUUCGCCUGAACUUGGUAACAGCUCCCCUGCUGAUGAGAAUGCGAUUGGUCACAACCAUUUUUAUGCUUACAGGCAUCCAUAAACAAUCUUGCUAGGGUUUCUUUUGAUUUAUGGUUAUCUCAGUUGAAUGCCUCGGUUUCUGGUAAUGCUAGCUCUUUCUGCUCUUUCAUGUGUGGAGUUAGGGUUCUUGGCAUUUUCGGAUUUUUUUCGGGUUUCUAGAUUUGGCAUCUUUUUGUUGAGCAUAUGAACACAAUUGUAAAAUCUGUCAGUUCAGUGAACUUCAAUCUAGUUCGUGUUUGGGAAUUAUGUAUAAGUGUAGUUUUCGAAGGUUGAUCUGUGCAAUUUUUAGUUUUCUUUCUGAUUUUCUCCCAAGUAAUUUGCAACGUUGUCAAACAAGUCCUACAAUUUGAACGCUGGAUAAACAAGAAUAAGCCCCAGAAUACUAAUACAUCAAUCUUAGCAGCCAUCAGUAUCGAAUAGCUCUCGAAUGUCUCUUUAGCGCAACCCGACUAACGGAGUUUUCCUGAGCCUGUCAAUCUAAAGACCCAAACUUAUCACAACAUCCUUUCUCCCCUCGUCGAGAAGGGCUUGUUUCAAAUUACUAAACAACUGCGCUGGAGGUCGAUUACCAGAGUCCAACGUCUCUUGAAAGUACUUGUAAGCAUCAUCCAACUUAUUCCCAUGGCACAAGCUGUUAAUCAAUGUGGAGAACAUGUGCAUUCUUGGCAGGACACCUCUGGUCUUCAUCUGAUCCCAAACCUGCAAUGCCAUAUCCACGCGAUCCUCGUUACAGAACAUCCUCACCAUGAUUUCGUAUGUAGUUACUGUCGGCUCACAGCCAGGCUCCCUACUUAUUUGCUGGAAAAUGGAGUAAGCUUGUUCUGUUCUUCGAGCCCUUACCAAGUGGUGCAAGAUUAUGUCUUAAGUUCGGGCAUUGGGACCGAUUCCACAUUUCCUUAUCUCAUCCACCACCCUACACGCAUCCUGCAUCCGCAUCGACCAGCAGUAAGCCCCCACAAGAGCAUUGUACGUGGGUGCCUCCGUUUCGAAACCACUGGCUUUAUUCAGCUCAAAAAACUCAAGGGCUUCACUCAACCUCUUUCCAGAACCCAACCCAUUAAUCAAAAUGCAGAAGACAUGAGGAGUAGCCUUGACAUUCUUCGAUUCCAUCUCACGAAACAACUCAAUCACUUCAUCGUACCUCUUCGCUUUACAAUGUGCAUUGAUCAGAAUAGCGUACAUCUGGAUCGAAACCCUCGUCCUUCAUUUCUCUAUAAACCUCAUUCAACCUCAAAAAGUUCUGUUCUUGGCCCCAUUAUUCCAAACUUCUCCAUCUUCUCGAACGCAUCAAUGGCUUCCUUAACCUUCUUCUCCCUCGCAUAUCGCCGCGAAAUCAGCGCAAAAUUCUCUUUACUCAGCAGCCCUUUGAUCUACAUGUCGUUCACCAAUUCCCACACCAUCUUGAACUGUUUGAUCUUACCUAGAGCUUCAAUCAACGCAUUGUAGCUCUCCGUGUUGUGCUUAAACCCUUUCUGCUUCUCCGCCCACCGGAAGAACGAGAGCGCGAGGACGCCGGCGUUGCUGAACUUCUUCAAGACCGUCACCACAAGCGUCGGCGAGACGUCCACGGAAGCACCGUCGAGUAAGCUCUCGAUUUGGGAAUUAGAGCUGCUGGUGGAUAGCAUUUUGCAGAUUUUAUCAGCAUGCUCUGAGACUUUGGGGUUUUUGAGAAGUGGGGUUUUGUCACCGGCGUCAUCCAGCACUUGGGUUUUUUCCAGACCGUCGUGGACUGCUCCGUGAAAACUACCAGUGCGAUUGCAUAGGAACCCAGAUGGAUUUUGAUUGAUACACGAGGGAAAAUUCGAGAGAGAACCAUUUUAUUUCGUUCUUAUUACUUAUAAAAUGAACGAUUUAGAUUACGAUAUUUUAAAGUUCAUACACAUUACAAGUGAUGGGUGAGUUCGAAUCUCGUGGUGAGCGCGCGGUCUUAAAUUCAAAUAUCAUGAAGGGGCGAGUUCGAAACCAGAGGGGGAGAGAUUCACUAUGAAUUUAGAACAAGAUACAACAGAUCAGAGGUGAAAGAAUGAAUUUGUGAUCCAACAUUCAAACAUGUCCGAAUGUAAA
Pyrus x bretschneideri (Chinese white pear) is the source of this 3723-nucleotide messenger RNA. RefSeq names its product putative fasciclin-like arabinogalactan protein 20. The record is from RefSeq and is a predicted model, not a curated record. The transcript has a single exon. Lineage: Eukaryota; Viridiplantae; Streptophyta; Magnoliopsida; Rosales; Rosaceae. Bases 854 to 1528 code for a protein of 224 amino acids.